AUGGGACGCCGCGCGAAGAAUAAACAAGCAGCACCGGAACCAUUCGAAGUUGUUCCUGCAUCAUACUCGCGGAAGAACGGCAAGCGGAAGGCUGACGAAAGAGAACAUGAAAUUGCCAGGCCGUCCAAGAAAGUGAAGGACGAUAAAAAGGUUACGAAGGGAAAGCCGAAAUCAAUACUAAAGGGAGCCAGUGCGACCGCUCCGAAGAGGGUUGCCCCAAAGAAGAAAGCUGCUGGAUCAGAAGACGAGGCUAGUGACGGUUGGGAGGAUGUCGAAGAUGAAGAUGUAGAGACUCAUAAAAAGUCAUUAUUUAAUGACAGUGACGAUGAUGGAGGCUGGGCCGGCCUUGCUGGUGACCUAGGCGAUCUGGACGACGAUGACGAUAUGCUCGGAGACGGUCCUGUUGAGGAGCUCGACCUUGGUUCUGACGACGACGAACCUCCUACAACACUCAAAAUCAAAGGUAGCAAGUCGAAACAAAGCUCCCGUCCUGCAAAAAUAAUACCUGAUGCCUUGGAAUCCUCGGAUUCGGAUUCAUCGAGUGAGGAUGAAGAGGAACGUAUUACGAUCGCGAACAUGGAAGCCCGUUCACGCGCCCUGGAUGCGCAGGCCACUGCGGACGCCGAGAUUGAUGCAGAGGAAAUGCAGAGAGCAGAGCAGGAAGGUGGCAGCGAUGACUUCGACGAAAUGGACGAAGAAAUGGACGAAGGGCCUGAUGGAGAAGCGUUCCAUCUACCCACUGCUGAGGAAAGAGCUGAGGAGAAGCAAGCUGGUGGACCCGACGUAAAUAGUGUGCAACGGCGCAUGAGGGAAUGUGUUCGCGUUCUUGGUAAUUUCAAAAAACGGGCGGAAGCUGGACGUUCGCGGUCGGAAUACAUAGAGCAGCUAACGUCUGACAUUGCGAGCUACUAUGGGUAUAACGAUUUCCUCACUGAAAAGCUCUUUCACCUCUUCCCUGUUGCCGAGGCCAUUGAGUUCUUCGAAGCCAAUGAAGUUCCGAGACCGGUGACAAUACGAACCAACACACUUCGGACGAGACGGCGUGAUCUUGCUCAGGCCCUGGUGAACCGUGGUGUUAACCUUGAGCCGAUUGGAAAAUGGACGAACGUUGGCCUCCAAGUGUUUGAAAGCAGCGUGCCCAUAGGUGCAACGCCAGAGUACUUGGCUGGGCAUUACAUGCUACAAGCGGCCUCUUCAUUCCUCCCUGUCAUCGCCUUAGCUCCUCAACCUAAUGAACGAGUCCUGGACAUGGCUUCAGCGCCGGGUGGGAAAACCACACACAUCGCCGCGCUCUUACAAAAUACCGGGAUCGUAUUCGCAAAUGACGCCAAUAAGGCAAGGACGAAGAGUCUAACAGCUAACGUCCACCGAUUGGGCUGCAAAAAUGUUGUCGUGUGCUCUUAUGAUGGGCGCGAGUUCCCGAAGGUCAUGGGUGGAUUCGACAGGGUUUUGCUAGAUGCCCCCUGUAGUGGGACAGGGGUGAUAAGCAAGGACUCAAGUGUAAAGGUUAACAAGUCCAACCGCGAUUUCACACUUUUGGCGCAUUUGCAGAAACAAUUAAUUCUUUGCGCCAUCGAUAGUGUCAGCCCCGAGUCAAAAACAGGCGGUUAUCUCGUUUACUCAACAUGCUCGGUUACUGUUGACGAGAACGAAUCCGUCGUCGACUACGCCCUCCGGAAACGCUCCAACGUGAAACUCGUGGAUACUGGCCUUGAAUUCGGGAAGGAAGGCUUCACGCAGUACCGGGGCAAGAAUUUCCAUCCUAGCGUCAAGCUCACCCGGCGGUUUUACCCACAUGUGCAUAAUAUGGACGGAUUCUAUGUGGCGAAAUUCAAGGUGGAGCGCAGGAUGAAAUCCACGCCGGCCUCCAACGACGUGGCAGCUGACGAUGAGAAAACUACCACGGUGGCUUCUGGCGGCACCACUGGCGCGCACUCGGAGGACGCUGGGUUCAACUCAGAUGAGGAUCGACCGUAUCUUGAAGAAAACAAACGGAGAUGGAUGAAGUCCAAGGGAUUGCGCCCUCCGCCGCGCAAAGCCCAUAAACCUAUCGAGACCUGA
This is a messenger RNA of Pleurotus ostreatus (oyster mushroom), 2061 nucleotides long. RefSeq names its product rRNA (cytosine-C5-)-methyltransferase nop2 (gene NOP2). Bases 1 to 2061 code for a protein of 686 amino acids. Gene Ontology annotation, molecular function: RNA binding; rRNA (cytosine-C5-)-methyltransferase activity. NCBI's taxonomy places the organism in Eukaryota, Fungi, Basidiomycota, Agaricomycetes, Agaricales, Pleurotaceae. The transcript has 8 exons. Gene Ontology annotation, cellular component: nucleolus. The record is from RefSeq and is a predicted model, not a curated record. Gene Ontology annotation, biological process: maturation of LSU-rRNA; rRNA base methylation.